Messenger RNA from Nymphaea colorata (pocket water lily), 2223 nucleotides. Its product is annotated as BTB/POZ domain-containing protein At3g08570-like. NCBI's taxonomy places the organism in Eukaryota, Viridiplantae, Streptophyta, Magnoliopsida, Nymphaeales, Nymphaeaceae. The coding region runs from base 229 to 2052 and encodes 607 amino acids. Gene Ontology annotation, molecular function: protein binding. The transcript has 4 exons. The record is from RefSeq and is a predicted model, not a curated record.
UGGAAGAUGGGAAAACACGAGAAAUUGGCUUGAUCGUAAUUUGAGGACUGGAGAAGGUUAAGAGUUCAUGUUUCGUCUUCCCAUGCUCCUGCGACAACGUUCCCUUGGUUCAGACUCGAUAGUUCGGACGCAGAGGCAUAUAAAAAAGUGCAGCCGGGAAAUCGAAGAGAAAAGGAGAAAAAAGAGAGGGAGGGAGAGAGAGAGAGAGGAAAGAAGAAGAUAAAAGAAAUGGUUCUCGAGAACUCUUUCCCUUCCUUCAAGCGCUCGGGGGCGCCGAAUUUCUGCAAUCCAGUGAGCAAAAGGAUCUUUUCAGAUAUUGCUGGAGACUUAACAAUUGAUGUGGACGGCCAGUCAUUUAUCUUACAUAAGUUCCCUUUGGUGACAAGAAGUGGAAAGAUACGUAAACUGGUGGCGGACAUCAAAGAUUUAGAAAUGUCCAAGUUGGAGCUUUUUAAUCUUCCAGGGGGUGCUGAGGCAUUUGAACUUGCAGCCAAGUUCUGCUAUGGCACAAACUUCGAGAUCACUACUGCAAACGUUGCAUCUCUUCGUUGUGCUGCUGAAUACUUGGAAAUGACUGAUGAUUAUUUAGAGGAGAACCUUGUUACUCGCACAGAAAUCUACUUGAAUGAAAUAGUGAUGCCAAGCCUUGAGAAGUCUGUUGAAGUUCUACGAACAUGUGAGAAUUUAGGUUCUUUUGCAGAGGAGGUGAAUAUUCCUAAUAGAUGCAUUGAGGCAGUUGCAAUGAAUGCUUGCAAAGAGCAACUUGUAUCAGGUUUGUCCCACUUAGAUUGUAAUAAUGGGUCCAGCAGAGUGAAUAUAAGUUGUCAAGAUUGGUGGAUUGAAGAUCUUUCUGUACUAAGGAUAGAUCAUUACCAGAGAGUGAUAUCUGCCAUGAGAAAAGUGGGUAUUCAUCAGGAUAGUGUUUCGGCUUGCCUGAUGCAUUAUGCACAGAGUGCCUUAAAGGGUAUUGGGAAGCGCCAAAUUUGGGAUCAUUCAAGGACAAAACCAAAUGGUCGUGUCCUUCUUGAGAAAGAGGAAAAAGUUGUUGUGGAAACACUUGCCUCCCUGCUUCCUACUGAGAAAAAUGCGUCUAUUCCGCUGAGUUUUCUGUUUGGGAUGCUAAGAAUGGCCAUAACGGUAGAUUCAACAAUUUCUUGUAAGCUGGAGAUGGAGAAGAAGAUUGGUUCUCAGCUGGAAAUGGCCAGCCUUGAUGACCUUCUUAUUCCUUCAUUGCAGACCGCUGAUUCACUCUUUGACGUUGACACUGUCCACAGGAUACUGGUAAAUUUCUUGCAGAGGAUUGAGGAGGAAGAGCCAGAGGAAGCCCAGCUUGGUUAUGAAUCCGAAGGCAUUGCAUCACCGAGCCACAGUUCAAUACUGAAGGUUGGAAGGCUAAUUGAUGGAUAUCUUGCAGAAAUUGCUCCAGAUCCAUAUCUUAAACUUCAAAAGUUCAUGGCAAUUAUUGAACUCUUGCCAGAUUACGCACGGGUUGUUGACGAUGGUGUCUAUAGAGCCAUUGAUAUAUACUUGAAGGCGCAUCCAGGCAUGACUGAGAAUGAGUGCAGGAGGCUCUGCAAGCUUAUCGAUUGCCAGAAGCUUUCCCAAGAGGCUUGCAACCAUGCAGCUCAGAAUGAACGCCUGCCCGUGCAAAUGACUAUUCAAGUUCUCUAUUUUGAGCAGCAGCGAUUGAAGAAUGCACUUGCCGGAACCUUUGCUGAAGGGUUCUUGUCUCAGCGAAUAAGCAGUGGCGUUCCAAGCGCAGCCAUGUCUCCUCGGGAUAACUAUGCAUCACUGAGGAGGGAAAACAGGGAAUUGAAGCUGGAACUGUCCAGACUCAGGAUGAGACUGAAUGACUUGGAAAAGGAACAGGUAUGCAUGAAGCAAGGGAUGGAGAAAUCGGCCGCCAACCGGACUUUUUUGACGUCCAUUUCUCGUGGGUUUGGUCGAAUUGGCCUUUUCGGCCAGCCCACUGUAAAACGACAGAAAAGUUCAAGAAAAUCUCAGGGUGUGGAGGGCAACCAUGGCCGACGAAGACGAAAUUCUCUAUCCUAAUUGUAAUUCUUACCAGAGUCCAACACCCUCUGCCAGAGAAGGGGCUAAAGUUGUCCUCCAUGAAUCUCUUCAUGGUUUUUGUAUCGUAUGUAAUUUGGUCAAAUUAAAAAGAAAUAUGAAGAUGCAGGUGCACUUGCAGCAUGAAAUCUAAUAUGAUAUUAAUUUUUUUAA